UUGGAGCCAUUGUUACAGUUUCCUCUCUCCGACCGUUAUUAUAAUCGCACUGUUUCUGUUUAGAUUUUAAUGGAAGCCUUAUUCCGCCGAUGAUCAAGCAUUUAAUGCUACUCUCAACUGUCAGAAGUAAAUUACCCAACUCUUUUAAACUCUCUCAUUUCUUGCCAAAGUUUCUCCCGGCGUUUACUAAUCAACUCGUUGGUGAGUGAAAGAGAUGGCAACAAUCUACAUCAGCAGCAAAUGCUUGAGCAUUUAUAAUGGCGAGCCGGUCAGAAAGAUACCACCGCAGAUUUCAACCCCAUUUAUUUAUUUAUUGCCCAAGUCCUCCUCGGGUUAAUUCUCAACUGCACGUUAUAUACCAUAGAUGCUUCCAUCAUUCUGAUUGGGUUAUCAACUAAAUAUUCAAGCUUCUUAUGCUGCUUUGAACUCAAUCCAGCAAGUUCUGAUACUUUUUCCAAUUAUAAGGUGGAGAACUCGCAUGCUACAACAAUUCCCAAAGUUGGAUACUAGGAGAAAUUUGAUAGUCCGGCAGUCUUAUUGGGAUGUAUCAAUCAACAGCCUGGACUUAUGGAAUAUUUUUUAUUUCAUGGUUGUGUUGGUCUUCACUUCUCACUGGAGCACAGAAUUCCAUCACUCAUCCGGAGGAAGUGAAGGCAUUGGAGGAAAUCAGGAGAAGUUUGAUAGAUCCAAAUAACAAUUUGAGAAAUUGGGAUCGAGGAGAUCCGUGCACAUCAAAUUGGGCAGGGAUUGUGUGCUCCAAUGGGACUUUAAAUGAUGAAUAUCUACAUGUUCUAAAAUUGCAACUUCGGAAAAUGGAAUUGUUAGGGAGUUUAUCACCAAAGCUUGGCCGCUUAUCAAACCUGACAAUAUUGGAUUUUAUGUGGAACAACAUAAGUGGGAGUAUACCCAAGGAGAUAGGCAAUAUAGCUAGUUUGGAACUCUUGCUUCUAAAUGGAAACCAAUUAACAGGUCCAUUACCUGAAGAGCUUGGUCAUCUUCCAAACUUGGACAGGAUACAAAUUGACCAGAACAACAUAUCAGGACCAAUACCCAUCUCAUUUGCAAAUUUGAACAAAACAAAGCAUUUCGGUCACAUGAACAACAAUUCAAUUAGUGGGCAAAUCCCGCCCAAGCUAUACAGAUUACCAAGUCUUAUUCACUUGCUUCUUGAUAACAACAAUUUAUCAGGGUAUCUGCCACCAGAGUUCUUUGAAAUGCCACAAUUAAGGAUACUUCAACUUGAUAACAACAACUUCAAUGGGAAUACAAUUCCAGCUUCUUAUAGCAAAAUGUCCAAGUUGCGUAAGUUGAGCCUUAGGAACUGCAACUUGCAAGGAGAAAUGCCUGAGUUGAGCAGAAUACCAAACCUUCUUUAUCUAGACCUCAGUUCAAAUCAGCUAAAUGGAUCCAUUCCUCAAGAUAGGCUUUCCGAGAAGAUUACAACUAUUGAUUUAUCCAACAACUUUCUUACUGGAGAAAUUCCCAUCAACUUUUCGGGCCUUCCUCGUCUCCAGAGUCUGCUAAUUGCGAACAAUGCAUUGAGUGGCUCUAUUCCAUCCAUCAUUUGGCAAAAUAGGACUUUGGGCAAAAUGGAAAGCCUUAUAGUGGAGUUGCAGAACAACAAGCUUUCAAAUAUUACAGGCAUUACCAAUCUACCUUCAAAUGUCACUGUCUGGCUUCAAGGGAAUCCCUUAUGCUCGAACCCAAACCUAGUCCAGUUUUGUGGAUCUGAAAGUGAGGACGAAAGUAAAAGUCAGGGUCCAACAAAUAACACUUUGCUUUGCUCUUGUCCACCCUCUUAUGAAGAUUCCCCUACAUCUGAUGGUUGUGCCUGUGCUGCCCCUCUGCUUGUUGGAUUUCGGUUAAAAAGUCCUGGAUUCUCAGAUUUCCUUCCGUACAGAUUUGAGUUUGAGGACUACAUGACAUCUGGUCUCGAGUUAGUCCGUCAACAACUGUACAUCGAUUCUUUUGAAUGGGAAGAAGGACCACGACUGAGAAUGUACUUGAAGCUUUUUCCAGUAGAUCAUAUUUUCAAUGACAGUGAGGUUCUGCGAAUCAUGAACAUGUUUGGAUCAUGGAAAAUCCCUUAUAGAAACAUCAUUGGACCUUAUGAACUUCUGAACUUCACUUUAUUGGAUGUUUAUAGAGAUGCAAUUCCCACCCCUCCAAAGUCUUCUUUAAGCAAAGGCGCAUUGGCUGGCAUGGUAUUGGGGGCCAUUGCAGUUGGAGUAACAUUGUCCUUAAUUGUUUUUCUUCUGGUGCUGAGAAGGCGUAUGAGGAACAUCAGGGCAAUUUCAAGAAAACGUCAUGCAUCUAAGGCCUUCAUGAAAAUUGAUGGUGUGAAGGCUUUCACUUAUGGAGAAUUGGCUAUGGCUACAAAAAAAUUUCACAGCUCCACUCAGGCUGGCCAAGGAGGCUAUGGAAAGGUUUAUAAAGGAAUUCUGGUUGAUGGUUCAGUUGUGGCCAUAAAACGUGCACAAGAGGGAUCCUUGCAGGGUGAGAAGGAGUUCUUGACAGAGAUAGAAUUUUUGUCAAGGUUACAUCAUCGGAACCUUGUUUCUUUAAUUGGAUACUGUGAUGAAGAACGUGAACAGAUGUUGGUCUAUGAGUUUAUGUCAAAUGGUACUCUAAGAGAUCAACUUUCUGCCAAGUCUAAAGAUCCUCUGAAUUUUGCUAUGAGAUUGAGAAUUGCCCUAGGAUCAGCUAAGGGCAUCCUCUACCUGCAUACAGACGCUAAUCCACCAAUAUUUCACCGAGAUAUCAAGGCCAGCAAUAUAUUAUUGGACUCUAAGUACACAGCAAAAGUUGCUGAUUUUGGACUUUCACGACUUGCCCCAGUUCCAGAUAUUGAAGGGGCGAUUCCUACCUCUGUAUUUACAGCUGUGAUGGGAACACCAGGCUACGUAGAUCCAGAGUACUUCUUAACUAAUAAGCUGACAGACAAGAGUGAUGUUUAUAGUCUUGGUGUUGUUUUUCUAGAACUCCUGACUGGGAUGCAGGCAAUCUCACAUGGCAAAAACAUCGUUAGAGAGGUUAAUGAUGCUUAUCAAUCUGGUAUGAUCUUUUCGCUCAUUGAUGGGCGAAUGGGAUUUUAUCCUUCUGAAAGUGUGGUGAAAUUUUUAACUUUGGCCCUCAAGUGUUGCCAAGAAGAGACAGAUGCACGACCUUCAAUGGCAGAGGUGGUUCGAGAACUUGAAAGCAUAUGCAGUGUGAUGCCUGAGGUGGAUGCCAUAACAGCAGAUCACUUGUUCACAGAUGUGGAAAAAGUUGUGACUCCACCGCCAUCAUCAUCCUCUACGGUGAAGUAUCCUUAUGUGUCAUCAGAUGUAUCUGGAAGUAACCUUGUUAGUGAAGUCAUUCCAAUCGUCAAGCCUAGGUAGAAAGCAUUUGGGAAAAAAUUGGUUGAGAUUUCUAGUAUCCUGUUAAAUUGAUCUGGUAUAUAGUCUCUCUCACUCUCAUUACAGUUUGUUUAGAAAAGGUUAUAGUUAAAGCAGUAGAUAGUAUCAUAAAGUUGCUGUAAGACUAAAUCUAAUAGAAGUGUUUUGCUGUUUC
Messenger RNA from Juglans regia (Persian walnut), 3552 nucleotides. RefSeq names its product probable LRR receptor-like serine/threonine-protein kinase At1g06840. The record is from RefSeq and is a predicted model, not a curated record. The transcript is spliced from 21 exons. Gene Ontology annotation, molecular function: protein binding; protein kinase activity; ATP binding. Gene Ontology annotation, biological process: protein phosphorylation. The coding region runs from base 543 to 3380 and encodes 945 amino acids. NCBI's taxonomy places the organism in Eukaryota, Viridiplantae, Streptophyta, Magnoliopsida, Fagales, Juglandaceae.